ACAUCAGCCUGCUGUUUGUUGUGUUGGGUGUUGAGAGGUUUUGUAGCCACUUUCAUUCGGGAAUAACUUUCUAAAAGUUUUAACUUAUGCGAUAUAUUUAGAGGUUUUACCAUUUAUUUAUCUAGACAGCUGAGAAAUAGUUUAAGGUUUUUAUUUGUUUAAUAUGCAGUUUCUCUACCCCUGUGUAUUGUCUAGCGUAGCGAGGAUAAUUUAUAGACUUAGUUCAAUUCCUGAUAUUACAUCGUUUAAGCCCAACCUGAUUUAAGAAUGUCACAUUCCGUAAAUACACCGGACAUUUUUCGGUGGAAAAGAUUUACAAAGAGGGGAAUUCCAUCAAAGAGUAAGGUGCAACUGACUGAUGGCGACAUAAACCAAUGGAUGAAGCGGGUCGAGAUGGCAUCAGAGUUUGCCAUAUCUGAAGUGUUUUCACCUCAGAAAACUCACACUGGUAAAACACGCCGUGUUGUACCGCUACAAAACGCAGAGCAGCUACAGGACCAUGAUGACGCAUACUCAGAGGCCCAGGCUGUUCUUAGUGACUGGAUGAACAGGAAGUUGCUCCAUGAGCUCGAAAUGGAUGAGGAGGGGGAAGAGCUGAUUUGUUCCAAUGAGAUGCAGACUCCAGAGUUGAUUGCAUUAAAUCAGUCUGCAAACCUGAACUACAAAAACUUUGAUGAUAUGUAUUCUCACCUCGCACAGGAAGAUGAGAGUUUUGUGGUCCACAACUUCCUCCAGGAUUUGAUGGAGACAGAAGUGUUGGACUCUGGGAUAUCAGAGGACCUCUGUCUAGACCUGGAAAAGGAGAAGAAGAGAGGCAGGGACCCUGGCGUCACCAUGGAGCUGCGUCACAGGCAGGUGAAGGAGAACCGCGUAAGGAGGGAGGCGGCGCAAGAGAGGCAGCGGAGGGAGGCAGAGGUGCGGAGGGAAGCCAGGGAGCAGGCGAGGCGUCUGGAGUGGGCAAAGCAGAGGAGAAAGCAGCAGGAGGCUCGCAAACAAGAGGAGCUACUGCAGCAGGAGGUGAUACGCCUGCGCAGAGAGAUGCAGGGGAAGAGACGCACGGAGCAGCUUGCACGAAAAAUGGAGAGGGAGAGGCUGGAGGAACUGCAUUGCAGUCAGCAGCCUGUAACGUCCCUGACUGGCUGUGGCGCACAGAGACGGCUGUGCUGCAGGGAGCAGCAGGUGGAGGCAAAGGUCCACAUUCUUCAUCUGCAGUGCAUGCAAAAGCACUUUUCAGGCUGGUACUCUGUGGUGCUGGAGAAGAGGGUGCGUCUGGGUAAGGCAGCCGCGCUCUGUGAUUGGAGGAGGCAGCUGAGGGUGUGGCGUGCUUGGAGGGCACUAGUGUGGGCGAAGAGAAUGGAGAGAGAGGCUGAGCGGACAGAGGAGGAACUGAGGAUGGAGACCAGGCGCUGUCAGGUAGCAGUGGAGAGUGACUGGAGACGCCUUAUGAGGCGUUGCCUGAAUGAUUGGCGUCUGUGGUGCCGAAUGGAGAAGGAGCGCCGAGAGCUUCUUAGCCAACAAGAGGAAACUAAACGCAAAAUGGCUGACCUGAUCAGUGCAGCGGCCUCUGGGAAACUGGCUGCAGAGAGCUGCACCGAGCCACCAAUCACAGCCCUGCAUAAUGCCUGCAACCAAUCAGAUGAGAUCACUCGUCUGGCUCAGGGUCCAGUACAGAGAGCCAGCUUGGCUCACACCACCUCCACUUUGACUGACAGGAAAGCUGCCCCUCCCACUCAGGCCUGGCAGGUGACUCGUCGUCACGCCGCUCUCUCACCAGAGGAUCUCCAUCAGGCCCGCCAUGGGCCGCACCUGAAUGCCGUCCCCCGCUGUUGGAGUGCAGAGGUCCGAGGUGGCCGCUUUGAACACCGCCAUGCGGUCCAGAAGCAGACUAUAGCUGAACAGAGGCAUCUUCUCAGAGAGCAGCAGGAGCUGAUCUCGCACCUGCAGGAGACACAGAACUUUCUGGAACUCAGACAGGAGGCAGAGAGAUCUGCAGAGGCUGCAGCAGCGUUGUCACCAGUGCACGUGAAACACGCAGCAUCUCGGAGCGGUACGCAGGCCAACGCGAAGGGCAGAGAUGCCAACACAAGAUCAAAAGGAGUCUCAAGCGAAGAGAGUUCAGCUCUUGUAGGCCCCAAGACAACAGUAAUUCACCCAGUUGCCCUUCACCCAGCAGUGCGAGCCAUGGAGGAGCGAGCUUUGCUACGUGCAGAGCGAAGGCGGGAGGUUGAGGACAUGAAGAGGAGGCGAGAGGAGGAGAGGCAGGCUCAAAUGAAGGCUGCAGAAGAGGAGCGACAGAGGCAGGAGGAAAAGGAGAAGCGAUUAGCAGCAGAAAGGAGAAAGGACGAGAGACGACAGCAGAGGGAGCGAGAGCUAGAGAAGCAGAAGAGAGCAGAGACAGAACAGCAGUUACUGAAGCGAGCAGUAGAACACUACCACAGAUCACUGCUACUGCACAGAGGCCUGGCACCAUGGAAACGACUAGUGGCAGGCAGCCAGACCCGUAUGCAGAAAGCUGUGGACCAUUACCAAUGGGGUCUCCAGAGACGCUGCCUCCUGUCCUGGCUUCAGGUAGCAGGCGAGGCCUUGGCUGAUAAAGAGGCCCAUUCAGACCAGUUGUACAAGCACAUUCUGCUCCGGAGAGCAGUCUGGGCUUGGAAAAGAAUGAAGCGCCAGCAGACUCUCCUGGGAGAGCAGGCCGAGCACUUCUUCCGAGCUCGCGUUCAGAGGAAGGCUUUCAAUGCCCUGCUGGAUCAUGCCACACACGAGAGACUAGUAGCUUGGGAGAACACCCAGCAGGCUGCAGAGCACAGUGCCAGGCAGCUGCUGCGCAGGUGUUUCGGUGGCUGGAGGCACCUGCCGAUGGUCCUACGGGAGGAGAGGGAGCGGGAGGCACGCAGACAACGUCUCCGACGCAUGGUGGCUGAGGUUCUGCCUGACUUUCGCUCCUCGCGUGUGGACGGCUUGUGGAGCUCAGCGCCACGUCUUUAACCAACACUUACACAUGCAGUCACACACACAGGAGUCAGACAGACUCCCAUGGCAUGGAACUU
Electrophorus electricus (electric eel) is the source of this 3050-nucleotide messenger RNA. It is a transcript of the gene ccdc191, whose product is annotated as coiled-coil domain containing 191. Lineage: Eukaryota; Metazoa; Chordata; Actinopteri; Gymnotiformes; Gymnotidae. The record is from RefSeq and is a predicted model, not a curated record.